AUGCUGGCACGUUGGGUUCUGCGACGCGCGCUGCGCGUUUCAAAGCUGAGAGAAAUAUUAACCCGCACGCGACAGCCAUCACCAAGUCCUUAUAACAACAUCCCAUCAAAUGGCACCAAUGGCCUCCGCAGCAUCAGAAAGCGACAGAGCGUCGCUCAAAAUAUACGAUCAAAUAUUCAAUCACGAAGUAUAGUGACAGACGCUAUUCCAAGCUUUGCCGUACCGCCUCUCAUGUUCAUCGGGCUCCUACUCGGCCUCUGGACCUGGAAAUGCUUCUGGAUCAUCAUCAUGCAAAACAAGCUCCUCUACCUAUCUUGGCUACCUCCAUUCACAAGAGCUGAAGUAAUUUCAGACUAUGAGGCUGAAUGUAGGCCGGUGCGAUGGGAGGAGAAGCAGAUUCGCAGUUUGGAUGGGACUAAAUUGGCUGUUUGUGAGGGUCAGAUCCCGGUCCCUCACAAGGACGAAGAAUGUUUUUUAAAAGCCGGUGCUGUACAAAAUAAAGAUCAGCCCCCAAGACGAAAAAAGUCCGUUGUGAUCUGUUACUUUCAAGGCAAUGGUGGAUCGACUCCUAUGCGAUUGCCUCUUCUCUCUCAGGUCCUGCGCGCAAUUACGGAAAUGACAAGAUCAAGUUCAUCUCCUAUAUCUGAUUCUGACGUCUCUCAAUAUACUAUUGCUGCUGUAUCAUACCGCGGCUACUGGAGAUCAUCUGGCCGCGCCACACAGUCCGGUAUUGAGAUGGAUGCCCAGGCAUUCUUGAAUUGGGUGUCAGAAACAUAUGCGUCCCCAGAAACCAAUCUUGAGAUUGUAAUCUGGGGCCACAGCCUAGGUGCUGCUGUUGCAAGUUCAGCAGUAUCUACAUAUAUUGCCCGUCAACACGAGGGACAAACCUCAAAUACAAGCAGUAACAGGCCUCUGGCGCCUAUCACCAGGCUGAUUUUGGAGGCGCCAACAUCCAGCAUUAAAGAUAUGCUCAUCAGCCUCUACCCUCAGAAAUGGCUUCCAUACAGGUAUCUUUGGCCAUUCUCUUGGAAUACCUGGGAUAUCAAGGCGAAGAUGAAACAGAUGGCUACAUGGCGAGACCAACCCGGGUCUCAAAUUCCCAACCCUGAAGCUACACCAUCAAUACGUCGCUCGCUUCCACCGAUCCUUCUUCUCUCCGCCGAGAAAGAUGAAGUGAUUCCAUCAUACGUACCAGGGCAGUUAGAACAACACGCCAAGUCUCUCGGCUUGGAAAUCGAGAGAAAAGAUGUCCUCGGCGCCAUGCAUAUAGAGGCACCACUCAAACUGGAUGGUAGGAAGGCAAUGGUGCAAUUUAUCCUGAACGGCACGUCCGCUUCCAGGACAUAA
Messenger RNA from Penicillium concentricum, 1347 nucleotides. RefSeq lists its product as uncharacterized. Gene Ontology annotation, molecular function: palmitoyl-(protein) hydrolase activity. Gene Ontology annotation, cellular component: membrane. The record is from RefSeq and is a predicted model, not a curated record. Lineage: Eukaryota; Fungi; Ascomycota; Eurotiomycetes; Eurotiales; Aspergillaceae. The transcript has a single exon. The coding region runs from base 1 to 1347 and encodes 448 amino acids.